Procambarus clarkii (red swamp crayfish) is the source of this 933-nucleotide messenger RNA. The record is from RefSeq and is a predicted model, not a curated record. NCBI's taxonomy places the organism in Eukaryota, Metazoa, Arthropoda, Malacostraca, Decapoda, Cambaridae.
AUGGCAACAAACGACUCAUCUGGGACACUCCACUUUGAAGCACCACCCAGUCACGCCGGAAAGUAUAUAGAAGAGUCUUAUCUCCUGCCUCCCGUGAGGUGCUCGCCCCCUUGGUCGUGCCUGUUCAUCUGCAUGACCAUUCAUUAUGGCUCUACGAACAUGGACAUUGACUUGAGUAAUGAGGUUGUCAAUGGCUUCGUCAUAUGCUGGUUGAUAACGCACUGGAGUGAGCCAAGCACCAACAGGGUAACUACCAUACCUGGUGAGCCAAUCUCCAACACGGUAACUACCACACCUGGUGAGCCAAUCUCCAACACGGUAACUACCACACCUGGUGAGCCAAUCUCCAACACGGUAACUACCACACCUGGUGAGCCAAUUUCCAACACAGUAACUACCACACCUGGUGAGCCAAUCUCCAACAAGGUAACUACCACACCUGGUGAGCCAAUCUCCAACAAGGUAACUACCACACCUGGUGAGCCAAGCUCCAACAAGGUAACUACCAUACCUGGUGAGCCAAUCUCCAACACAGUAACUACCCCACCUGGUGAGCCAAUCUCCAACAAGGUAACUACCACACCUGGUGAGCCAAUCUCCAACAAGGUAACUACCACACCUGGUGAGCCAAGCUCCAACAAGGUAACUACCACACCUGGUGAGCCAAGCUCCAACAAGGUAACUACCACACCUGGUGAGCCAAUCUCCAACAAGGUAACUACCACACCUGGUGAGCCAAUCUCCAACAAGGUAACUACCACACCUGGUGAGCCAAGCUCCAACAGGGUAACUACCACACCUGGUCAGGAUCCCGACACACAACGCUUGCUGCAGCCGACGCCACCCCCACGAAACACAAGUGACGGUCUUCCGUCACUCUCACCUACUGUAAUUUCAACAUUGUGUCGCAAGGAGUUAAGGGCUGUGUUAUGA